GAAAUAUCCGAGCGCUCCCGAAUGUCUCUCAACCUUGUGUUGCGUGACGUCCAGGAGAGACGUUCUUCCUGCCCUCGUCUUUGAACAGUUUAUCUCUUCUGCAGUUGUGCAUUCUCUGAGGUGUCGUUUUGGCCCCCUUUCCUCUCGUCGUUUGCUGGAUAUUGUUGAGCUUACCAGUAGCUCUUCCCCUGUUGCUGGAUAUUGUUGAGCUUACCAGUAGCUCUUCCCCUGUUGCUGGAUAUUGUUGAGCUUACCAGUAGCUCUUCCCCUGUUUGCUGGAUAUUGUUGAGCUUACCAGUAGCUCGUCCCCUGUUUGCUGGAUAUUGUUGAGCUUACCAGUAGCUCGUCCCCUGUUUGCUGGAUAUUGUUGAGCUUACCAGUAGCUCUUGCCCUGUUUGCUGGAUAUUGUUGAGCUUACCAGUAGCUCUUGCCCUGUUUGCUGGAUAUUGUUGAGUUUACCAGUAGCUCUUGCCCUGUUUGCUGGAUAUUGUUGAGCUUACCAGUAGCUCUUGCCCUGUUUAGAUUGUCAAGUCUGAAAAUUGUUUUUGGUCUACUGUUUCUCUUAAAACCUGUUUUCUGGAAUUUGAAGUUCAUCAGAAACUGUCAUCUUGUUCAGAAACCUGAGAGAACAGCUGCUCUCUUCCCAUCUCUGCAUUCCACAUCUUUUGAUUAAAUAAAAGAUUUGCAAAUACAUUUACUCAUUGAAGUGAACAUUUAUUUAGUCAGACUGAUUGAAAGGUAUUUAAAUAAAUAUCUUUUGUCCAUUUUAACUUUGUUGCAGACAUUGGAAUACCGUAUUCACUGAUUAAAUAUUUUACAUUGUGUGUCUGGUAUCACUAGCAGGCUUGAUAUAAUUGUGAAGUGGGUUUGAAUUGAGGUAUUAUUAGUAAAUUUGAUAAAUUCAUAAUACCUUCUGAUUUUAAGGAUCAUUACUUAAAGGGUACAUAUUUUAUACUAUAUAACUCAUUAAGUUUUGUUGUUUCAUUUGUGUUUAACUUUACUGACAAAAUCUAUUGAUUAACCUAUUGAUUAAUCUAGAUGUGUGCAAAAUAUAGCAAAUAGAAAUACAUUUACUGACUCUAAAAAACUUUGAUUUUAUUUUAUCCUGGAAGAUCUUAUUUUCUGUGCUUAAGUUAAUUUUGGACUGCUACAUUAAUUAAAUAUUAGACUAUUUCAACCUUACAUUUAACCUUAAAUUUCUCAUAUUGAAUUAAACGUGCUUAAAAUAACUGGUGGUUUGUUAGUGUUUUCAGCUUGAAUUUGAUUAUUGCUGUGUCUAUAUAUAUAUAUAUAUAUAUAAAGCAAGUGUUUGUAGUAUUCCACAAUGCCUAGGAAAAGUCAGAGGUCCCAGUCUCAGAAGCUUAGGAGGCAAUUGGAGAAAGAGCGAGCAGAUCUUUUUCAGAGCAGUGAGAUUGUAAAUGUGUGCCAUUCAACAACUUCAAGUCCUUACGUCCAGUGCGGUGAUCAACCCAAAAGUGCAAUGUCUUAUGCAGAUGUGGUAAAAAAAUGUAGUCAAACGUCAUAUGUGCCAGAUUCUAAAGUACAGCAGGUAAACCAGAGUAAACUCCAGGUAACAAUCCCUGUAAGCGUGCAUAGACAGCAUCAUGGAGAAUCUCCAGGACCAUCUAAUCGACAAGCGAUGACCUGUGAAAGUCGGCCACCAGUGAGCAUCUGUGCGUCCUGAAGUCAGGCUUCUACUAAGUAUGGAAAGUACAGAAAUAGGCAGUGCAUGGUUAACAGUUUGGUUUUCCUAUCAUUUCUCCAUGAGGAUGAAUUUAUUACCAGGGAUGAUCUUAACCGCGUGUUGGAUAAAGGUCAUGCUGUGUAUUCAGACGCUAGACGGACAUAUGUGAACAGUGUGUUUCUAGCCUGCGAUGAGCUUCCUGCCGUGGUUAAAAGCCGCAGUCAUGAGUAUGAUGUGGACAUGUCUCAGCCCGCUCAUUAUGGAACAUUUGAUGGUACAGAUCACCUUAUGAGCAUUGAACAGGGACUACAGUGUUUGACAUCAGAGGUUCACUAUGCUUUACUAGUCAUGUUGGGAACAUGUAUCGCAGUUUGCAGGCUGAGUUCGGGUGAAUAUGCAUAUUUUGACCCUCACCCCCGCAAGUCUACAGGAAUGCCAUUGCCUCCAGGUAUUAGUGGUGGGAAAGCAGUUAUGCUGAAAUUCACACGUCUCAAUGACAUGAUUGACAGGAUCAAAUGCUUGUACAGAAUGUUUAGCAUUGCCCCAGACUGCACUUAUGAGCUACAGCCUAUCACAUUUCACAAUAAAAAUUUAGCCAUCCAAAUUAAUGCAACACAAGCUACAGAAAACAGACAAACUGCUACAUGUGUUGAGACACAAACAUUAGAUGAACCUGUACAUAUAACUACUGGUCAGACACAAAACAUUGGGAAUGAAACUUUAACAACUGAAGUGUCAACAUCCAUGGUGGAUUCUCCAAAUGAGACACCCAAUGCAGAGAUAAACCAUUGUCUGUCUGAUUUAGAAAGUCAAAUACUGUUAUCCUCUGUGACAGAAAUGCAGGGAACAUCACACUCUGUUUCUCACUCUGUUUCUCACAAUGAUUUAAACACUGACUCUUGUUCAACCCAGAAACUCUCAAAUAAACUGUUGAAACGUAAUAAACAGGAAAGGAUAAAACUAAGGAGGAGGCUGUUGGCUGCAAAAACACUACCACAGAGAAAGGAAAAUCAGAAAAAGAAAGAAAAAGAGCUGUACACAUCUGUUGAAAGUUUUAGAACAAAGAAAAAGAACUCCAGUAGAAAGUCUAAUGAUCCUGAUCACAGAGAGAAAAAGAGGCUGUACAAAAUUAACCUCUAUAAAUUAAAUGCUACAUACAAAGAAAAACAGGCAGAGCAAAUGAGACGGGAAUAUAGAGAAAGAGCUGAAGUUGCAGAGAAAAAAAAGGAAUAUGUCAGACAACUGUAUAAUGAAAGUCCUUUGUAUAGGCAAAAGCAAAAACACCGUGUUAAUACUACAUAUAGGAAGUCUGCUGAACUGCAAUACAAGAAGAAACAGAGGAUUAAACAACUCUACAAAGAUUCUCCAGUAUUUAGACUGAGACAGAAACAGAGGAUUAAACAACUCUACAAAGAUUCUCCAGUAUUUAGACUGAGACACAAACAGAGGAUUAAACAACUCUACAAAGAUUCUCCAGUAUUUAAACAGAAACAGCAAGACUAUAUCAGAAAUAGUUACCGAAUGAGUGCUGCAUUCCGAGAAAAAUAUAAAGCUCACAUGAGGUUGUAUGUAUCUAAGUUAUAUAAAGAAAGUGAUGCGUUUAAACAGAAAAAAAGGUCUUACAUCACUAGACGCUAUGGAGAAGACAAAUUUCAGCAACAACACAAGAAAAAUAUGAGAGAAAGAAUGAAAGAAAGAUACUGGAAAAGUUAUUCUUUUAAACAAAUGCAUAAUAUCAACUGUGCUAUAAAGAUUAAAAAUAAAUAUCGUCAAAUGCAUCGACCAGCUGAAAGCUUCCAAUGUCAGCCAGAUAGCUUAAUUAAUGAGGCCAUUUCACUUUUCAGACAAAACAUUAAAUGUGCACCAUCUUAUGUUUGUACUGUUUGUGUAAAAGCGUCUUUCCCUAAUCAGGUGAAAAUCUGCAAGAGGACAAAUUAUUCAAAGCAUCAAGCUGUAGCACAGCAAUGUCUAACUGGGAAAUUUGUUCAUGUUUGUGAUGAAGUAUGUAGUGAUCACUGCAGCUUUCCUGUUGAGAGAAAAAAGGAGUAUAUCUGUCACACAUGUCAUUCUUCUCUUAAAAAGGGAUGUAUGCCGAGGCUUGCUGCAGCAAAUAGAUUAGAACUCAAGGAUAUUCCAGCUGAACUGUGUGAUCUGAACAUUUUGGAGAGACAUCUGAUUGCCAGAUGCAUACCAUUUGCUAAGAUUAUCCCACUUCCAAAGGGCAGACAAAGACUCAUACGUGGUAGUGUGGUGUGUGUUCCAUCUGAGGUCCAAGAAACGGUUAACAGUUUACCCAGACUAAGAAGUGAGUCCCAGGUCAUGAGAGUCAAACUGAAAAGACGGUUGUGCUACAAAGGUCAUCAGCUGUUGCAGACGGUCACCUGGUCUAAACUGAUCCAAGCAUUGCAAAAACUAAAACACAUUCAUCCACAGUACACGGAUAUUAAUAUCAGAGAUGAUGCAUUACUUUGUGAUCCAACAUUACCUGAUGAGGACAGUUGUGAUGAUUUGGGAAGUGAUGAUUAUGAUGAUACCGAUUUAAUGGAAAUUGACAGGUAUGAAAAAGAUGCUCUGUGUGAAAGUGAAAAUGAUAUUGACAAGUCAUCCAGUGAUGAAGAACCAGCGGAACAAAACCUAGAGGAACCAGAAAGUGAUCUGCAGAAUGGAGGUUUUGCUUUAGAAAGUUGCUUGCAGCCUGUAGACAUUUCAGAAGAAAUUCUGUGUUUCAGUGAUAACACAUAUUGUGUUGCUCCUGCUGAAAGAAACAAUCCCAUUAGUUUUUUCAGAACUCCUCAUUUGGAAGCCAUGGCAUUUCCUGUGCAGUUUCCUACAGGUCAGAACACACUGGAUGAAACGAGACCUCUUAAACUUACACCAAGUGCUUACUUCAAAUCAAGGCUUUUCAACAUUGAUGGGAGAUUUGCUAAAGAUACGAAUUACCUGUUUUUCUCACAGUUUGUGACUGAAAUACACUUGGCAAAUUCCAGCAUGAUGAUACAGCUAAGAAAAGGUAAAACUAUGACCAAAGAUGGACGGAAAAUAACAGCAGGAAUGUUACAAAGUAAGACAGAAGUUGAGAAGCUGGUUAGAAAUAAAGAUGCAAUCAGAUUCAUGCAGCCACUCAGAGGAACUCCUGCUUACUGGGAGAAAACGACUCGAGACCUGAUGAGCAUGCUACGCCAGCUUGGAACUCCCCAAUUUUUUGUUACGUUCUCUGCUGCUGAGAUGCGAUGGCCUGAAGUGAUUGAGGCAAUAAAGAGACAGCAAGGUGAAGAGGUUGAUUUUGAAGCACUUAACUGGUCAGAAAAGUGUGACAUUUUAAGAUCAAAUCCAGUAACCACUAUGAGAAUGUUUGAUAAGCGUGUUGAGGCUUUGUUUAGAGAUUUGCUGUUUUCACCCGCAAAGCCACUUGGAGAAAUUAUUGAUUACUUCUACAGAGUUGAGUUCCAGCACAGAGGUUCCCCUCAUAUUCACAUGCUGAUAUGGAAUACUGAAAAGGUAGACAUAGAAGUGGAUGAUGAUGAAACUGUUUGCAAUUUUGUAGACAAAUAUGUCACAGCUCAACUACCUAACCCAGAAAAGCAACCUGAACUGUACAAGAAAGUCACUGAACUCCAGAAACACAGCAAAAACCACACAAAGACAUGUUUUAAAAGCUUGAAUUCUGGUUGCAGGUUUGGGUUUCCAAAACCACUAGCUACAAAAACAAUGAUUAUCAGGCCCGAUGAGACGGCAGACACUGAAGCUGCAAAGGAUAAACUCAGACCAUUGAUGAACCUGCUGAAUGAACCUGAAACUGCUUCCUUCACUAUAGAGCAGAUCCUGUCACGAUGCAACUUGACAAUGUUUGAAUAUGAACGAUGCCUCCAAGCCAUAAACAAAAAAACUGUUGUAAUUCUGAAACGUGACCCAAAAGACUGUUGGAUCAACAAUUAUAACCCACACCUGCUUGAAGCCUGGGAUGCUAACAUUGAUGUUUCCUUUGUAGUAAAUGCUUAUUCUUGUAUUCAAUAUCUCACAAAAUACAUAACUAAGAAAGAAAGUGGGCUUUCUGACUACUUGAAGACAGUUAUUGAUAACUCUGACAAGAACACAGUCAAUGAAUGCGAUGAAAUGAGAGCUGUGAUGCAGGCUUACUCAAAAAAGAGAGAAAUCAGUGCCCAGGAAUGUGUAACUCGAGUCUGUGGUUUAAAAAUGAAACAAUGUUCCCGCAGUGUUGUAUUUGUACCAACAGAUGAUAUUCCAAUAAAAAUCAGUCGGCCCAUGAGGUAUCUUGAAACCGUAACAGAUGACAGUUGGAAUAUUUGGAUGACAAGUUUGAGUGAUAAAUACAAAUGCAGGCCUGAGACACCAGAAUUUGAGGAAAUGUCGCUUGCUGAUUUUGCUGCCCUGUGCCGGUUUGUGAGUGGUCCAAAUGAAGGAAAAGAUGUUCUUCCUCUGCUAAACCAGCUUGGAUUUGUACAAAAGCGAAAGAAUAACAAACCAGCUAUAAUCAGAUAUUACCACUGUUCAGAGGAAAAGGAUCCAGAGCAAUAUUAUUGCCGUUUGAUGAGACUUUACCUUCCACACAGAUCAGAGCAGGAACUGAAACCACCAAGGUUCCAAACCUAUCAGUCCUUCUACAACUUUGGUUGGGUACAACGUCUAUGUUCAGACGACUGUGAGACUGUGAAAAGCAUUGUCAAGAGAAACAAAGAUAAGUAUGAGAAAAAUUCAGACGAGAUUGAGAGUGCAAUGGAAGAAUAUGAACAAAACAGAGACAAUGUGAUAGAUGAAUGGUGUAAUCUGGCUCCUGAAUCCGAUGUUGUGAGGUUACAGUGUGAUGAGAAUCUUACUGAGAGACAUUCUGAUGAGGAAAAUGAACAGGAAAAUGUCCCUGACUACAGUCGUCAUCAGUCUGAUGCCGUAACAGAAGUCAGAGCCAUCAGACAACAACCUGCAAUUGAUCCAGCUGUGUUACGCACAAUGUACCAGAACCUGAACCAGAAGCAGGCCUGUGUGUUCUAUGCUGUUAGAGACUGGUGUAUUCAGCGUGUUUGUGGUUUGAACCCAGAUCCAUUUUUCUUCUAUAUCAACGGUGGUGCAGGAACUGGAAAGUCACAUUUGAUCAAAUGUAUUCACUCUGAGGCAACAAAGAUCCUGAGCAGAAUGUCUACUCAUGCAGAGGAGGCUGACAUAUCAAAUCCAACUGUCUUAUUGACUUCAUUUACUGGAACAGCAGCUUUUUCUAUCAAUGGCUACACGUUGCAUUCGUUGCUCAAACUACCCAGGAGUCUAAGACCACCGAUUCAGGGACUUGGUAAUCAACUGGAUGAAGUCAGAUCUGAGCUUUUCAAUGCAGAAAUUAUUGUUAUUGAUGAGAUUUCCAUGGUUUCAAAGCCCCUUUUUGCUUAUGUAGAUGCAAGACUGAAGCAAAUUAAAGGCACUCAGAGACCUUUUGGUGGAAUGUCUGUUUUAGCUGUUGGAGAUUUUUACCAGCUGCCACCAGUGCGACAGUCUAAACCUCUCUGUGUGUAUGAUCCAGAACACAUUGACCUAUGGCAGGAACAUUUUCAGAUGAUCACACUUACUGAAAUCAUGCGUCAGAAAGAUGAUGUUGCCUUUGCACAGAUGUUGAACAGGAUACGUGUAAAAGAAAGAUCAGAGGAGCUUUCUCAGGGUGACAGAGAUUUAUUAGCACAAGCUGUGAUAUUACCAGCAGAAUGUCCAAUUGAGGUCUUACACAUAUUUGCAACCAACAAGAACGUGGAAGCCCAUAACACAGCUAUGCUUGAGAAGCUUCAUUCAAACAUUAUCAAAAUUGAUGCAGACGAUUUCCAAAAGGAUCCUCGAACGGGUAAAAUGGCACGAAGGGACAAACCAUAUACAGGUGGGCGAAAUGAUUUACCUAAUUCCCUGAAAGUUGCUGAAGGAGCCCGAGUCAUGCUAACCAGAAACCUAGACACACAUAACGGUUUGGUCAAUGGUGCUUUUGGUAACCUGAUGAAAGUGGUAAGAUCUGAAACUGAUGGACACAUAAUUAAACUUGGGCUUAGAAUGGACAACCAGCAAUCUGUGAGAAACAACCGCAGUGGUAGUGCAGCAUCUGAUGAUCUGGUUUAUGUUGAGAGAGCUGAGGAAAAUCUGAAAUUUAAAGGUGUGGUACGCAGACAGUUUCCUGUAAAGCUAUCAUUUGCCUGCGCAAUUCACAAAACCCAGGGUCUCACAACACAGACAUGUGUAGUCUCACUGAAGAACAUUUUUGAACCUGGUAUGGCUUAUGUUGCUCUCAGCAGGGUGACCUCUCUUAGUGGACUGUAUUUACUGGACUUGGAUGAAAAGAAGAUCUAUGCCAAUCCUGAAGUUAAUGCAGUGCUCCAGUCCAUGAGACAAGCCAGUGUUGAAGAAAUGAUGCCUCUUCUUCAGGUCAGAGAUAUAGCCUGCAGAGUUGACACUCUUACACUGAUCCAUCACAAUACAGAAGGUUUGCCAUCUCAUAUCAGUGACAUCAAGAGUCAUCAUGAACUGUAUCUAGCAGAUGUAUUGUGUCUCACUGAAACCUGCCUGCAAGGAUCUUUUGUUGCAGAUACUCUCCAUUUGGACAGCUACACCAUGUUCAAACGCAACAGACAUGUGUCCUACACAAACUUUCCUCAGGUUCAGGCACCAUUUCUUGUGCUGAUCGGGGUUGUGUACAGACCUCCAGACUACAGUUUGAGACCAUUCAUGCAAAACCUGGUAAGUCUUUUAGAUUCACUUGAAAUAAUGGAUUGUCAGCCAGUAAUUGUUUGUGGAGAUUUUAAUGAGAACCAGCUACUUGGAGGAAGAAAACCAAUUUUGGAGCUGUUUCAGUCCAGGGGGUAUGCACAGCUGAUCACUUCUGCCACCACAAGCAAGAACACCAUGCUUGAUCUCAUUUUCAUUUCUCAGCCACAGCAAAUUCUCAACUCUGGUGUCCUGAGAACAUAUUACAGUUACCACAACCCUGUUUUCUGCAUACUGGGCUCUAACCAGACAUGAAGACGUAUGUCUCAUCAGUGUUGGAGCACUCAGAUGUAACAUGAUACAUAUGGACUGCUGAUCUAUGACCAGAUGUUCAAAAAGACAAUGAGACACCCAUCAAAAGACCCUGGCUAACCCAGAAAACAUCACCAUGCUUCCACGCUCGACAUCACAAAAAGCAUCACUGAUGAAAUUAUGCAGACACCUCUACACUUCCUGCCAGGGAGUUCAGGGAUUCUCAAAGCAGAAGGAGGUAUAGAUGUCUUGAGUCAUUCACCUUUUCACAGCAGAGACCUUCAAAACCUCAAAAAUAAGCUUCUAAUAACAUUGAGCAACAAAUGGGUGUGAGACCACUUGGACCCUGGUUUUGUUCCUGGCAGCCCUUUUUAAGAAUAAGUUUCUUCUGUGAAGCUGCAUGUGAUUUUCUAUGACAACACAAAAGAGGCUUUGGUGUUGCCGUUUGACCACAGUGGUUGGAGCCAGUUUGUCUCAACUCUGCAUUGAUAAGACCUCUUGCUGUAAGAUGAUGAACUGCUGCAAAGCUGUCAUUUCCAGUUAGACUCAACCCUCUGUGUGGCAUCGGGUUUUUCAUUAAAGGCUUAAAAGACUUACCCUACAAUAUCCAGCAAAAACUGAGCAUGUGCAAGGAGGCAGUAGGUCAAAGAUCAAAUGAAAAUAGGCUUUUGGUCAUCUCAUUUCAUGUUUUACACUAGAAAGGAACACUUGGUUCUAGCUGCAUUUCCAGAUUUAACAUAUAACACACAUUUGAAACUGAACUAUGGUUAAGACGUUUGAUAUUACAGCACUCAAGGUCAACACUUAUCUACCUCCUUAGAUAUGAUCUAUUUAAUUUUUCAAAAAUGUAAAAAAUUUUUUUGGGUCUUUUUUUACCAUUGAAGGAUGAAUGUGAACAAAGAAAAAGAUUCACUUACCUAAACAAAUGAAUUUGUAAAUACAGAAGUGGACAGAUUUAGAUAUAAAUAGUUUAUAAAUGUAAAAGGCUGGAUUCAUACAAACACACUGCAUUAAAACUUCAAUUUUCAUUUGCAUAAUGUUUUGAAUUGUGCCAGAAUUGGUAACCCUAAUUGGUGUCUGUUGGUACGAAACUGUUUUAACAACACUGAAACUAUUGCUAUUUCAUAAAUAGUUACACAACCACAUAACAAUAAAACACAGUUAUUAGAAUGUUUAAGAAACUUUACCAUUGAAGCAUAUAAUGUGUUUGUGUGAAUUCUGCCUUAGUUUGGGGUGUCAGGUGGUGUACAGGUUUGAAAGAGGCUUUCUACAAUUUGUAAAGACCAGGCUGAAACAUAAGAAAAUCAAUUACUUCAGAUUACUUAUUUAGUGCUAAAUCACAACAAAUGUCAUCUCAAGAUCUAAAAACAAAAAAUAAAUCUUUAUACUUAAAAAAUAUAUAGUCAGCUCAAUCUAAUAUGAUGAAAUUCAAAGUUGAAUACAUAAAGUUUGACCUUAAUACAUAAAGUUUGACACUGUUUUGUUAUUCAAACUGGUAAAAAAGGUUUUCUAUCUAAGGAAACCAAGCCAAUUGCGUUGAGGCACUGACCUUUGUAGCAUCAUUCUUUCUGAACAAACAUAACACCAGUCAUAAAUAUGCUUUGACUCUUAUAAUAAAGUGUGAAAACAAAAUUAAAGUAUUUAGUGAUUAUUUAAAAAUUUUAAUCUUUCAAUUUUAAAGAUUAUUUAUGGAACUAAUAGAAAGUUCAUAGGAGUCACAUUUAGUGAUGUGUUUUCCUGUUCAUCAAGGAUUACAGCUGUGGGUUUCAGUCUGGGUUAGUGUAUUAUGUGAAAAGCCUUUGGACAUAUGUUAUUUUUUAAACUAUGUAAUGUUCUUCUCAUUGUGAUACAUUGGGUUGUGUUGUUUUUUUGUUUUUUUUCCCCAAGUUGUACCUAAAUGUGUCCCUGCUGAUCUAGCUAUGGGCAUCAACUGUUUAACUAUAGCGGAAACAUUUUAUGCCCUUAAUAUUCGCUUAUGAAUGCUAAUUUAAUUCAAACAGUAUUUUAAGGGCAUUUAAGAUUGUCAAAUAGUCCUGAACCUGAAAACAAAAUCAUUUGAAGUCGAAACUAAUUGAAAUAACAAAUGUUUAGACAGCUUAGCACAAUUGAGUUUAAAAUAAAUUGUUCGUGCUUGCCUUAAGGAAUGAGGAUAAAACAGUAUCAAGUAUGAAUGUAGUUGUUUUUUUUUUUUGUUUUUUUUUUUACAAUUUUCUGUUUUUAUAAUUUAUGUAUCAAUGUUUUUGUUUAAUGUUGUGCUCUUCUAAGAGCUGUAUACUGUAGGAGCAAACAGUAUGUUUACCAAUAAGGCAAACAAUCCUUUUUGACCCCACCUCUCUCUCGUUCUUGAUUCUUUUUUUCCCUUGACUAUAGGACCCAUUAUCUGUACACUGCAGAUACUGUUUUAAUGAACUUCAAUACACUGUCAAAUUUCAGUUCAUUCCUACAUCUUUAAAAAACCCAUAUGUAUUUUCUGUUGAUUUCAAGCAUAGGGAUACAGGAUAUGUUGGAAGAUGGAGAAUUUUGUUUUUCAUAAUUUUCUGCUACUCUUAACAUUUAGUAAUGAUUAAAAUGGCUUAUCUGUUACAUAAACAGUUUUCUUUUAAAAAAAAUUAGGCUAAACAUAAGGUUGAAACUGAAUUAUUCAAAUCAGUUUUAAAAUCCUGUAUCCCAAGAUUCAUAAAUUCCUCCUUUGGAAUUUGAACCUAGUAUAUUAGUUUGUGGUAAAUCAUCUGAUUGGGAUAUGUUCUGUUUCAUACAUUGUUGUAAAUCUUCUAAUUCAUCCCGUUUUUGUGGAAUAUUUAACUUUUUCCUAUUUUACAUUCAACACUCUUCAAUUAGACAAACCAGUUACCUUAUUUAAAUGCUCCAAACAUCCAUUUCCAAUAGUAUAGCAGUUUUAAUUUUUUUGUUUUUAUUUUAACGUGUGUAAAUAAAAUAACAUUUUUAAGACUCUGAA
Molecule: messenger RNA, 11636 nt
Organism: Girardinichthys multiradiatus
Lineage: Eukaryota; Metazoa; Chordata; Actinopteri; Cyprinodontiformes; Goodeidae
Exons: 8
Coding region: 1730-8683 (2317 amino acids)
Biological process (GO): telomere maintenance; DNA repair
Molecular function (GO): DNA helicase activity
Source: RefSeq, a predicted model, not a curated record